Drosophila eugracilis is the source of this 560-nucleotide messenger RNA. RefSeq names its product E3 ubiquitin-protein ligase highwire-like. The transcript is spliced from 4 exons. The record is from RefSeq and is a predicted model, not a curated record. Lineage: Eukaryota; Metazoa; Arthropoda; Insecta; Diptera; Drosophilidae. Gene Ontology annotation, cellular component: nucleus. Bases 27 to 545 code for a protein of 172 amino acids.
AACGCUCUGCUAGUGUCCAAUUGACCAUGGCCAGUUGUUGUCGCAGUCCAGGGGGUGGCAAUGCUCCGGGAUGUGCUACGGCCCCAAGUUUGACUCCUCUACGCAGUCAGGAUCCCAAUGACAGGGAGUGGAUUGUGGUGAAGAAGUUCAAUACGGCCUCCACUUGGCUUCACAAUGUCCUCAUCCUGCCCGGCAACUGCGUGGAGUUCUCUUUGGAAACAGCCUCACUGUAUGCUCAGGAUCCGCACAACAAUCGCUGUGGCUUUAAGUGCCUAGUGGUUGGCUAUGACAAUCCCACAUCGAUUAAUGCCAGCAAUUCGUGUCUAAUAAGACUGGAACAGGAGUUGGCCUAUUUGGGUGGCAUGUGCAGUGCCAAUCUGAUGAAGAAGGAGCUUAAUUUACCAGAUGACAAGGAUGUGGAGGAUAUGAGCGGCGUGGAGGAGACCAUCAAUGCCCAUCAUACACUGCUCUCUAAAGGAUUUGCUCUAUCUGAACCCCAGUUGACAGUGCAUCAGGCCUUGGAAUCAUAUCUGCCCAUCGGGUAAGUUUAAUUUUCUGUA